CAGGGGAGGGACGCGGCGGCGCAGCAAAUGGCGGCCUCCGUGCCCCGCCCGCCGGGCUGGUAGAGGCGGAGCCGUGUGUCAUGGCUGCCAGCCGCCUGCCGCCCAGCGCCCUCACCCUGCGGCAGUUCCUCAGGCGGCAGCAGGUGCUGCAGCUGUACAGGAGGAUCCUGAGGGCCCUAAGGGACGUCCCUGCUGAGGCAGACCGCCGCCAUCUGCAGCAGUGGGCCCGGGAGGAGUUCCGGAGGAAUAAAGAUGCUACAGAAGAGGAUGCAAUUCGGAUGAUGAUUACUCAAGGCCAAAUGCAGCUGCGGGAACUUCAGAAAGCACUGAAGUUGGCCAAGUCCUGAGCAUGGUUUUGUUGACAGCUGGACUUUCAUCUGCUGCAAAUAAGCACAGCAUUGUUUUUGUCUGGAAUAUGGUUAUAUUAGCAGCCUUUGGUGAUGUCCUGGUAAUGUUUGAAGGUAGAUCUCUACCACAGAGGGUUUGGAUUGUUUUUUUUCUCCUUCUUUCUUGGCUUGGUUACUCUCUCUUGUGGAAAUCACUUGGACGCAAAAGACCUUAAAGAACUGACUGGAUGAUGUAGCAUGAAAAAGAAGAAAACCCCCAAAAUUACAACAGUGGUGUUUUGUCAGAGAGAUGGAAGAUAAAUAUAAAGCAGCUUAUUUUAUAUGUAUCCUGCUGUGGUACUUCUGCAUGGUAACAUCUGUGGUGGUAGCAGCCUUUUCUCUACAGUGCUAGGGGUUUUCUUUUUUCCUCCAUGAAGAGAACUGAAGCACAUUGGUUUAGACACGUUUAUAGUUAUUAAACCAAACAUGGUAAAAUAA
Coturnix japonica (Japanese quail) is the source of this 824-nucleotide messenger RNA. It is a transcript of the gene LYRM2, whose product is annotated as LYR motif containing 2. Lineage: Eukaryota; Metazoa; Chordata; Aves; Galliformes; Phasianidae. The record is from RefSeq and is a predicted model, not a curated record. Gene Ontology annotation, cellular component: mitochondrion.